UAUUCCCUUGUUACACCUGGCUGUCUGCUAACAAAGAUGACUGUAGAACAAUGAGGACCCUGAAGGCAAUUCCUGAUGGAGAUGGGCAGAAAGGAGAACACACCCUACCGACGUUUUCGUACCUUCUGUACGAUGAGCAUCUCCUCCUGUCGGCCGUGUGUAACUCCGGUGUGAGACACUUCAGCCGGGCGCAGCGCCUGGUCUGCUGCCUGACUCAGAUCACCCUGUGGAUGUUGGGCAGUGCCAUGUGGUACGGGGUCACAGCAGGGCCAGACAUCGUUCUGUUAGACACUGGUGUCAUAAGGCUCCGCCUUUCGGACUUGUUCAGUAGUGCAGCAACCUCGUUUACGGUGUCCCUACCGGUUUACGUCAUCCUUGUACCGAUGUUUUGCAAGCAGCUUCCGUUAGUAGAACAGGUGUCAUCAUCUGCAUCCACCCGGAGAUUCCCUUACAAGAAAAUGGCGUGGAUCCUCGCCAUCCUGACGUCUGUCAGCAGCAGCUUCUUUGUGAUCGUGUACAGUCUACAGUUUGGAGCUAAAGGAAGCCAGGCCUGGCUGAAGGACUUCGUCCUAACAUUCAUGCUCUCCACAUUUUUACUGGAACCUAUUCAGAUCUUUCUGGUGAGCUACUUCCAGGCAGUCAUCAUCAAACCUGUGUUGGAGCCUGUGACAUCUCGUGUCCGGAGAGUUUUAGGGAUGAAAACAGUAAAAAAGGAACCGGUUCCCAUCGAAAUCGUUCACAAAUACAAUGAUAAAUAUGAAGUCCCUGCAGCAAGGGUUUUACCACCCAAGCCGAAGAAAGCCGACCACGACCCGAACUGGCCCGAGCGGAUGACGCAGGGUAGAGACAUCCUGGUCCGUCUGGUCCUGCUGCUGAUCUUCAGCCUGACGUACUUUUACAUCGGGGUGUUGGACACGGAUGUAAACGCGUACUACGUCAAGACGUCGCUACAGAAUAGCCUGUUAACGGGACACGAGGAGGUGACUUCAGUGGACGGUGCUUGGAAAUGGCUGUCAUCUGAACUGAUGCCGUCCCUUCAUCCAGAGCGUGGAUACAGCGGGAAGAAGCUGAGGUGGCUGGACAAACAGUUUCCGGUUGGAACAAACGCAUUCAGGAUCGGUCCGGUUCGCCUGGAGAGAACCACAAUUUAUCCUGAUGACCCCAUAGACUCAGACCUGGAGCGUAGUGGAUCUAAGCUGUAUCCUGAGCUGACGGUCAGGCAAAGAGAUGACGCUGUGGAACGGCUGAGUGGAGUCAGAUGUUCACACAUUUGGAACACAAGUUCUUCGGACGAUAUUAGAAACGGAACAAUAAAUGGAACGGCAGAGUGCUACACCACAUUGGACCUACCACGGAAUGUUGGCCAGGCCGUUGCAAUGAUAGACCUCCUAAAACAGAACAACUGGAUCCUGAUGGUUUCAGACACUCUCAUCCUCCGGGCCAACUUCUACCACCCUGACGUCAAGCUGUUCAGCACCGUGGUCAUCACCCUGCAGUACAUCCCAGGGGGCGCUGUUGAACUGCAGCCAAACAUCCAGACCUUCCGACUGUUCCAGUACCAAACAACAGACGACUUCGUCCAGAUGCUUUUCCACAUCUUGUUCCUGGUUUUCUACAUCUACAACAUUCUUCACGAGAUUUGGGGCAUACGGAAGAACGGUCGUGUCUACUUUAGCAGUUUUUGGAACAUCUUGGUCCUGUGCGGGAUAGGGCUGUCCACUGCUGUUAUUGUGACAUUCGGACUACGUUACUUCUCGGCAGCUGAUGCGUUGGCGGAUAUACAACAGGCUCAAGGUCUACAUGGCAUCGAUGAGUUUAUAGACAUCAGUGCCGCCAGCCAAUGGGACGCAACCUUCAAGUCGAUCCUGUCUUUCUCCAUCUUCAUCAGUACCUUCAGCAUCCUGCGGGUUCUCAACUUCUCUAAGAACGUCGCAACCGUCUUCACUCUUCCUCGUUUGAUGUACCGGGAGGCUUUUGGGUUCCUAACAUACAUGUUCAUCCUUCUACUGUCCUUCACCAUCUGCGGAGUCUUGAUAUUUGGGAAACACAUGAAGAGUUUCUCCGCCUUUAAGGAGACGUCUUACGUCUUAUUUGAGCUGAGUUUGGGAAGGGCGUUCGGCGAUGUUUUCGGGGAAGACAUUAAGAGAGUGGAUAGUGUCCUGGGACCGCUUUACUACGCUACAUUCGUCCUGGUCUUCAUCUGCUGUCUGGUGAAUCUGGGAGUCGGGAUGCUGUGUAACUGGCUGAGCUACUGUCAGACGUCAGACGACAUUGAGGUGGACACGGCGAUGGGAGAUUACUUCUGGAACUCCUUCAGGAGUCUUCUGGGCAUGCGCCAUGAGACCCAAGUUUUUGACGAUGAAGCGCCACUGCCGGAUCACUACAUUGACGAGACCAUCCAGCGGACGGAAUCGGUACUGCAGGAAGUGGACAGGGUCACUGGCCUGAUGUACAAGUUCGAGUGCCGAGGCUUCCCGGAACUGAAAGUCAAAGACACCGCAGGCGGAAGCGGCUUAAAAAUCUGAGCAACAAUAUUUUAUUUAGAAAAAGAACUUUUCACCGAUCAUUAUGUUUUGAAUGCCUUGGGGAGGGACCAACAUUUGAGUACGCAGUCGAGUGAAUCUUGCGUGCCCUCGAUCUGAAUAUCUUAUCAUUUUUCUUGGCGAAUAUUCAUCAUAAAGGUCGAUUUUUGUAAGGGAUGACAGAAGCAUGUCUACCUACAAUAUGGCAAAAAAUCGUUCCGAUAUUUUGACCUGACAGUUGAAUGACAGCUUAUUUUGUCUUUUGAACCAAAACAAACCUGGCAAAUCCAGCUUUACAGUGGGGGGAAAUAUUUGAGGUUUGGAAUGCAGAUUUAAAUGUGUUUUGAAGUGAUUUUUUGGAUGGCUUAACCAUGCAUUGGAAAUUCAUUUGCUAGCCCCUCUCCUCUUGGCUUAGUUAUCAAGAAAGGAAAAAAGGGGUAUACUCAUAUUAUAGCACUUUGUGUAAAUUGUGGGCAAUGUCAAAUUCCUAUCAGCUAAAUGUGUCUGUAAGUGUUUUUAUAGUUAUGAUAAUUUUCUUGCACUCGUGAUAUCGUAAAAAUAUACUUGGUAUUGUUUCACCUUGUAAAUACAUUAUAUAGCAUUAUAACAUUCUAUAUAGAAUAUAACCUCAUCUCUGAAAGUGCUAAGACUGAUUGAGAUAUGGCAUUUUAAUAGUGAAUAUAGGCUAAAAGUAGACAUGCCGAUACGAUAGACUCGCUAGUACUAGUGUUGACAACGGACUUCUACAUCUGCAAUGGUUUUCUAUUUCAGGAAGUGUAUUUUUGGUAUAAAGAGGAAUACCAAUGGUUUAACAGACAGACAAUUAUAAUUGACAAUCAGCCUCUAGUACCUGGAAUUUUCGUACUUAUGGUCGUACUAACGGUUUUCUAAACUACAUUUUGUUGGAAAACUUAUACAUCAUAAUAAAUGGUAAUAUCUCAAAAUUCAUAAUAUGUAACAUCUUCCUGUACCGAGCAAUGCUACUCUGGAACUCUUUGCCAUCUGACAUUUAGUCACUGUCCAGAGUACAUUGUCCAGUUUUAGACCAGCCAUCUCAAACAUUGUAACCUAGACCUUUGACCUGAGACACUGUGCUCUAUUGUAAAUACUUUGAUUGUUGAUUGUUGUAUUUUUUAAAAUGUAUGUUGUAUAGUCAUGUUGAUUGCUUUGAACCUAGAAAGAUUUGCCCAAAUGGGAUAAAAGGUUUCUUAAUAAAAACUAGAGUCCGGGGACCUCAUACCUCCAUGAAAUA
Messenger RNA from Branchiostoma floridae (Florida lancelet), 3774 nucleotides. Its product is annotated as polycystin-2-like. Gene Ontology annotation, cellular component: membrane. The record is from RefSeq and is a predicted model, not a curated record. Gene Ontology annotation, biological process: detection of mechanical stimulus. The transcript has 11 exons. Gene Ontology annotation, molecular function: calcium channel activity. Bases 51 to 2525 code for a protein of 824 amino acids. NCBI's taxonomy places the organism in Eukaryota, Metazoa, Chordata, Leptocardii, Amphioxiformes, Branchiostomatidae.